Molecule: messenger RNA, 1791 nt
Organism: Ogataea parapolymorpha DL-1
Lineage: Eukaryota; Fungi; Ascomycota; Pichiomycetes; Pichiales; Pichiaceae
Exons: 2
Coding region: 1-1791 (596 amino acids)
Biological process (GO): DNA-templated transcription; positive regulation of transcription by RNA polymerase II
Molecular function (GO): zinc ion binding; DNA-binding transcription factor activity, RNA polymerase II-specific; sequence-specific DNA binding
Source: RefSeq, a predicted model, not a curated record
AUGGUCGCGCUCCCCAAACCAGAUUUUGAAAGGCCUUGCAAACACUGCAAGGCAAAAAAGGUGAAGUGUCCGACAAGCUUCCCAAAGUGUCUAAGAUGUGAAAAGGCCAACCUUGACUGCAAUAUCGCAGAAGAGGUAGGGUAUAGCCACAAGACAGUUGAACCUAUUAUAAGACAGCUCGAGCAAUCAAAAAAGGACAGCCUGAUUGAAAAUGUGGCUCAUGAAGUUGGAAGCCUGGUGGUCACAAACAACAUAAAUUCAGGAAAAUACAUUGGAGCAGCCACGGGCCUCAACUUUGCUCGUUUGUUUCUAAAACAGUUGGACCUGAAAAAUAAUCUGGACAAACCUAAUACCAGCGACUUCGAGAAUUUUGAUCUCGAAGUCACCCAGUCCUGUGCAGCCUUACCUUCAAAACAAAUGUCAAAGUUCUUAUUGCAGAAAUAUAUCGACACGCUGCAAAUCUAUUACCCAAUCCAUAACAUACCUCAAUUGCUCUUGUUACAAACUAAUAUUUAUGAGCGCCCGCAAGAAAUAUCACGCUAUGAAAAAUAUACCUUCUUCAUGAUCAUGGCAAUUGCGUCACAGAAACUUACACAUGCUGAUGCGAUACGAAACCCCUUUACCCCCAAUGAAUAUUACAACACUGCUUCUAGAUAUUUGGAGAACAUAUUAGGAAAUCGGUCUGAAAAAUCUCUCCAGGCUCUUCUUUUGCUAGUCAUAUGGAAGCUAGAGUCAGAUGCUUUAGAAGACGAUAAUGGAGAUCUUUGGUACCUGAGCCGGUUUUGCAUGUCGCUUGCGAUGGAGCUUGGGGUUCAUCGGUAUAAUCCCACAUGGAGUUUUGGCGAGGAGCGUGAUGAGCAACGAAACAGGUUAUUCUGGUGUUCAUAUAUAGCCGAUCGAUCGGUUGCUAUGAAGUUCGGACGAGGUCUCUCUCUGAGAACUAAAGCUAUUGAUACUCCUUUGCCAAAACUUCUCAAGGACGAUUACAUCAUUAAUUUGAAAACAUCAUACAAUGAAGUGCAAUUGCUCCCAAGCAUCAUGCUUAUCAAAAUUUCGGAAAUUGCUGGAGACAUGUUGGAAAGCGUUUACACCUCUAGGACCACUGGAAGUGAACCUCCUCUUGACGAUGAACAAAUUCAAUCUAUACGAUCCGAGCUGCAAGAUCGACUGGACAUUUGGAUGAAACAAGUAGAGAUAGAAGUACCAAACAAUCUCAUAUGCUACCACGAGCUCAAAGUACGGUAUUGUGUUUUCUCCAUUGUCUUGAAUAGGCCUUCGCCUUCGUUUCCGUUGCCGGAUGGAGCCGCGGUUCAACUGUGCAAAGAGAAAUGUAUUCUAGGAGUGGAAUGUUACAACUCCUUGAUUGCCAGCGGCUGGAAAGUGACUCCCACAUGUUUACACGAUAUUCUUGCAAUUGGACUCACCAUGAUCUAUUGUUGCUGGAGACUCGAAUCAAAUGCGACGGAUAUAAAUAACUUUUCCAGGAGGUUGUUGAAGAUCAUGCAAGAAGCUUGUACUUAUUAUCCCAAAUAUACGAGAUUCAAAUCCUUAUAUGAAACAGUUUCGGGUGCAAUCGCAGAGCAAUUAGAUAGAGAAGUGAAGACCAAAAGAAAAAUGGACCCGGGCACUAGAGUAAGUAUGGAUCCACAUAAUCAACUGGAGUGGAAUGAGUGGUUUUCGCAAGAGGUCUUCCAUGAUGGAUUUCGCCAAUUCUAUGAUCUUGCCAAUAAUCAUUUGAUAGAAGGCUUAGCUGACUUUGUUCAAAAUGUAUCAGCUAGAAUUGAAAACUAA